Messenger RNA from Sphaeroforma arctica JP610, 555 nucleotides. RefSeq lists its product as hypothetical. The transcript has 2 exons. Lineage: Eukaryota; Ichthyosporea; Ichthyophonida. The record is from RefSeq and is a predicted model, not a curated record. Bases 1 to 555 code for a protein of 184 amino acids. Gene Ontology annotation, biological process: regulation of cell cycle.
AUGAUACUCCAACCGCUGAUACAAAUCCACCCACCCACCUACCCACUGCGCGCAGGUGUACUGCCCAAUGGCGGAACAACGUACAUUGCUUCACGGGGGGGUCUGCGUGGCAUUCGUAAGCCGCUGGUUCUCGUGUCGCCACACUCGCGGUGUCCGUUCUACAUGUUCACAGUGAUCAAGUACGAUCCUGGCGAGAAGGACCUGCAGGGCGAGGCAGAUGCGCAGAGUGGCCACUUCGGUGUUCAACAACGAACGCGCGAGAGAGGCACCCUGUCGUAUAUGCAGCUGCUCGAGUCCUCGUGGCCUCAGACGGACGAGGCCAAAGAGGGGCUCAAGAAGCGAACGUACAUCAUGGACGAUCCCGCACUACGCUCGGGCAAACACCGGCAGGUGCUGGCGCUGCCGUCGAUCAAGAUGUCUGUGAUACAGUACGCCAAGCCCAGCGAUCUCAAGCGGGAUCUCAACGAGCAAUUCCGCGAGAGACACCCCGAUCUGCAGAUUUCCCUCAGUAAAAUGAGAAGGUAUGUGUGUGCGCAUAGUAAAAUGAGAAGGUAA